AUGGACGGCCUGCGGAACAUCAAUGCCAGCACGCGCAUCAUUUAUCAAGGCUUCACCGGCCAGGUGGCCACGUCCAACGCCAAAGACACCAUUGCCUACGGCACGAGGGUCGUGGGCGGAGUGUCGCCGGGCAAAGGGGGCAGGACGCACCUCGACCUCCCCGUCUUUGGAACCGUCAGAGAGGCCAUGGAGCAGGUGAAUCCCCACGUCAGCGGCGUCUUUGUGCCCGCGCUGUUGGCGGCCAGCGCCGUCAUCGAGGCAAUCGAGGCCGAGGUGCCCGUCGUCGUCUCCGUCGCCGAGCACAUGCCCGUCCACGACCUGCUGCGCGUGCACGAGGUUCUCCGCACGCAGAGCAAGACGAGGCUGGUAGGGCCCAACUGCACCGGCAUCAUGGCCCCGGGGCGGUGCCGCGUGGGAAUCAUGCCCUUCCGCCAGUACGCGCGCGGCUGCGUGGGCAUCGUGUCCAAGAGCGGCACCCUGAGCUACGAGGCCGUCGGGUCGACGACCGCCGCUGGCCUGGGGCAGAGUCUUGUCAUCGCUGUGGGCGGCGACCCCAUGCCAGGCACGACCAUUGCCGAUUCCCUCGAGCUGUUCUUCGACGACCCGGAAACAGAGGGCAUCAUCGUGAUUGGCGAGAUUGGCGGCGAGCAGGAGCUGCGCGCGGCCGAGGCAAUCAAGGCGUAUCGGCAUGCGACGCCCGACCCGAAGCCGGUCGUGGCCAUGGUGGCCGGGCAGACGGCGCCCAGGGGCAAGGUCAUGGGCCACGCCGGCGCCGUCCUGACCGCCAGGGACGUGACGGCGGCGGAGAAGGCGAGGGCGUUGGAGGACGCGGGUGCGGUUGUCGUCCCUCACCCCGGGCUCAUGGGCUCUACGAUGAAGGCGCUCCUCGGCCGCUGA
Messenger RNA from Metarhizium album ARSEF 1941, 897 nucleotides. RefSeq names its product succinate-CoA ligase (alpha subunit). Gene Ontology annotation, cellular component: succinate-CoA ligase complex (ADP-forming); mitochondrion. The record is from RefSeq and is a predicted model, not a curated record. The transcript is spliced from 5 exons. Gene Ontology annotation, biological process: tricarboxylic acid cycle. Lineage: Eukaryota; Fungi; Ascomycota; Sordariomycetes; Hypocreales; Clavicipitaceae. Gene Ontology annotation, molecular function: succinate-CoA ligase (ADP-forming) activity; succinate-CoA ligase (GDP-forming) activity. The coding region runs from base 1 to 897 and encodes 298 amino acids.